AUUGGUGUAGUUGAAUACAUAUGGAUAUAUGGAGUAAAGGAGCGUGACCCACAACAAACAGUUGAUAUCAAGAAAUAUGGGAAACACUGGAUUCUUAUCCGAGAUAUUUACCUAUCCUUGGUUCCAUACAUAUUUGGUGCUGCUUUGGAGCAUAUUAUAUCGAACAUUGGGAAAUACAGCAUUGGCCGUCUAAGACCUCAUUUCUUUGAUGUGUGUAAAGUAGACUUUAGUAAAGUGAAUUGUUCAGCUGGAUAUAUUGAGGAAUUUGAAUGUCUGGGUGACAAUAAAAACAGAAUUAGGGAAAUGAGGUUAUCUUUCCCAUCAGGUCAUGCAUCAUUUUCAUCGUACUGCGCUAUAUAUCUGAUGAUAUUUCUACAACGAAGGCUAACAUUUUUGUUCAAGUCUUUAAUAAAGCCUGUACUACAGACACUGAUAUUUGCUAUGGCUUACUACACAUGUCUUAGCAGAGUGUCAAACUACAAACAUCAUCCAACUGAUGUGAUAGCUGGUGCGGUUAUAGGCUGUGGUGUUGCAGUAUUAGUGGCAUACUGCGUGUCAGAUUUAUUCAGUAUGGCAGAUACAAGGGAGACAUAUAGGGAAAUGUACAUGAACAUGAAGGGACAGAGUGGCAGAGAACAGAACUCAGAUACUGAGAAAAUAUCGGACACUGAUGUCAGAAUGUGACGGGAAAAGUUGACAACUGGAAUUGUGGAUGUAACAGAUACUUCAAAAUUAGAAAUCACACUUGCUUAAAUCUUCUCUUAGUUUCUUUAACUCCACUGAUUUUAUGGAGUGGACUGGUCCAUCUUUGAAUUUGAAACUGUCCAUUUGUAAUGAAUUCCAUGGAUUUUUGUAUCUAAGUAUUACAAUGGAGCAGCUGUUUAGUAUUUUAUUUUAUGAGUAUGACCACUCUAUAUGGAUAUGCAGGUCAGGAAGACUGUAUAGUCAUACAUGUGGACAAAGGCCAUCUGACCGAUAUUACAUUUAUAAACAAGGGGUCCUUAUUUAGAGGUUACUCUGUUCUGUGAAAUCAGCCACAGUUUUUGAGGAAUGGCCUUUAUUAAUAGGAUGAUCUUAAUUCAAAGAAAGUCUUUAACACAAGUUUGACUGUAUAAUGAUAAUUAAUCUUUGUCAUAAUUGAAUAUUUUGACAUAAUACCAGGGUUUUUUUACAUUAUUCAUACAUGAUUUCAAAGAGAUUCUUCAUUUGUAUAAAAGUUUAAGAUAAAGACAUAAUAACUUUAUAUUCAAUAUACUAACAUAUUAAUGGAUUAUUAAAUGGCAAAUUUCCCUUUUGAUCCCCAUUAUUUUCAUUUCUUAGAUCCUACAGAAAGUCUAGGUCAAGCGGAAAAUAAUUGGACCACUCUGAAAUUAGAAAUGUUUUGAUUCAUUUCAUUUAAAUGAUCUAAUUCUGAAGAUUUCUAACACUACAUGCAUAUUCUCUGUAUAAUUUACAUCAUAAACAAUAUUGUACUUCCAUUGUAACUGCAUUGGUGUGUAAAUGAUGUAAUUUCCAGAGUAAAAAUAAUUAUUGCAGGUCAAUAUGACAUUUAGAGGGCUGAUAUAGAAGGAAUAUUAAUGCAG
This is a messenger RNA of Ruditapes philippinarum (Manila clam), 1583 nucleotides long. Its product is annotated as phospholipid phosphatase 1-like. The annotation marks the transcript as partial. Gene Ontology annotation, molecular function: phosphatidate phosphatase activity. The record is from RefSeq and is a predicted model, not a curated record. Gene Ontology annotation, biological process: signal transduction; phospholipid dephosphorylation; phospholipid metabolic process. The transcript has 4 exons. NCBI's taxonomy places the organism in Eukaryota, Metazoa, Mollusca, Bivalvia, Venerida, Veneridae.